UCGGCAGGAUGCGAGGGUACUUAUGGAAGCGAGGGGAACAGAGCGACUCUUCUAUCCCGAGCGUGUAGCACGGAGGCAUCCUUUCUCAAGACAGUCGUCAGUAUUCUAGUGGGGAGUUUGUCGUGCUCAACAGCUGGUCGCCAUGCCCACCGACGCUCAAAGCGACGCCCGCUCCUUCCUCACUGAGGAGAUGAUCGCAGAGUUCAAGGCCGCCUUCGACAUGUUCGACACCGACGGCGGCGGCGACAUCAGCACCAAGGAGCUGGGCACCGUGAUGAGGAUGCUGGGCCAAAACCCGUCGAGGGAGGAGCUGGACGCCAUCAUUGAGGAAGUGGACGAGGACGGCAGCGGUACCAUCGACUUCGAGGAGUUCUUGGUCAUGAUGGUGCAACAGUUGAAGGAGGACCAGGCCGGGAAGAGCGAAGAGGAGCUUUCCGAAUGCUUCCGUAUUUUCGACAAGAACGCAGACGGGUUCAUCGACCGAGAGGAGUUUGGAGACAUUCUGCACAUGACCGGAGAAGCCAUCACAGAGGAAGACAUCGAUGAGAUGUUCGGCGAGUCGGACAACAACAAGGACGGAAAGAUUGAUUUUGAUGAGUUUUUGAAGAUGAUGGAGAACGUUCAGUAAAGACCACAAUUCCCUGGAGAUCCUCCCGAAGCCCCUAAAAGAAGCCCUCAAGCCUGGCGAGAAUGUCUAAAAAUAUCCGUCCAAGCCUUUUAAGACGAGGACACUUUCCCCCGGCCGGUCGUCAGCUGUCCCUUCGUUGGCAGCUGACCCUCCUGACACGCGACACCGUGGAUUCCCUGCAAAGCCCCGAACUCCUCCUCCUCCUCCUCCACAACGAGCCUAUCCUGUGCUGUCCUCUGAAAUAAAGCCAACUUUGACUCCUC
Phyllopteryx taeniolatus (common seadragon) is the source of this 891-nucleotide messenger RNA. RefSeq names its product troponin C, skeletal muscle. Lineage: Eukaryota; Metazoa; Chordata; Actinopteri; Syngnathiformes; Syngnathidae. Gene Ontology annotation, molecular function: calcium ion binding; enzyme regulator activity. Bases 143 to 628 code for a protein of 161 amino acids. The transcript is spliced from 7 exons. The record is from RefSeq and is a predicted model, not a curated record.